UGCAUUCGGGGAGACGCUUUUAACGCUAUUAACGCAAACGCUAUGAACUUCGUUCGAGGAGCCAAUAGCGCGAUAGCGAUAGCAAGCUCCCCAAACGCAGCUUUAGAAUAAAAUUGCAAUAUGGCCGAUGAUGCGAGUUGUGCGCAAGUGAUGUGAGUCAUGAUUGCAAGUAUGAAUAACAAACGAGCAAUAAAUCUUCUCGUUCACGCAGUGGAAUUAAUAGAGUCGUCAUCGUCUUCUGAUAGCGAAGAAGAGUUGGAUGCACUCACAAUCAGUAAUUUGGAAACAGUGCGUCGGAGCAGACUUCCAAAGCUAAAAAAUUAUGUAGAAGAGGUUAUUCCUAGGUGGAGAGAUAAAGAAUUUAAAUCACACUUUAGAAUAUCCAGAGUCACUUUCGAGUUUGUACUCGAAAUAAUUGCUCCGAAAUUGAGAAGAAAUUUUCCAGGGUUGGAAAUGAUUUAUCCAGAGAAGCAAUUUCUUGUCGCUAUUUGGAGAAUGGCUACUCCAGAUUCUUAUAGAUCAAUAUGCGAAAAAUUUGAUCUGAGUGUAUCAACAGCUUUGUUGGCAACACGACGAGUUACCAAGAUCCUUGCAGAUUUGGCACCAACAUUCAUCACAUGGCCAACAGGAAAUAGAUGUAACGACGUUUGGGCCAGAUUUGAAGAAAUCCGUUCUUUUCCACAAGUCAUAGGAGCUAUAGAUGGUACUCACAUCAAUAUUCCAGCUCCACGUGUUAACCCAGAGGCCUAUAUUAAUCGAAAAGGUCACCAUUCUAUUCAACUGCAGGCAAUUUGUGAUCACACGACUCGUUUCACUCACUGCUACAUUGGACAUGCUGGUUCUGUACAUGAUCAGCGUGUCUUUCGUCUCUCAGAUAUCCAAGAUGCAUUGGGCAAUGCAGAAAAAUUUCCUGACGACUGUCACUUACUUGGUGAUGCCGCAUACAAGCUUCAUGAUAAUUUGAUGGUUCCCUAUCGUGACAAUGGUCAUUUGACUGAACGACAAAAAAAUUAUAAUUUCUGUCAUUCUUCAACACGAGUUACAAUUGAAAGAGCGUUUGGUUUUUUAAAAAAUCGAUUUAGAUGUUUAUUACAUCAACUUCCUAUGAAUAGGACCGAUUUAAUUGCACAUUUUAUACUUGCCUGUUGUGUCAUGCAUAACAUUUGUAUAUUGAAAAAUGAUGAUUUUGACUUUUUUUUAUUAAAUAAUGAAGUAGACGAUGAUGUACCUCGGCAAGAUGCUGCAUAUGGUGUACAGACAGGCGUAAUCAAGAGAGACUUAAUUUGUGAAAGACUUCCAAUGAGAUAUAGAUUUUAAGAAUAAAAUAAAGGCAGUUUAAAAACAUAUCAAAGAAUAUUUUAUUUAUUUUUAAUAUAGUACUUCUCAGUUACAUAAAC
This is a messenger RNA of Temnothorax curvispinosus, 1397 nucleotides long. RefSeq names its product putative nuclease HARBI1. Bases 160 to 1317 code for a protein of 385 amino acids. The transcript is spliced from 4 exons. The record is from RefSeq and is a predicted model, not a curated record. NCBI's taxonomy places the organism in Eukaryota, Metazoa, Arthropoda, Insecta, Hymenoptera, Formicidae.